AUGUCAAAGGCCAUCAACUCGCCUACGGGCAGGCUACUGCGCAACUCGCGUCUCUUCUCUCUACCGCCACCUCUUCCUGCCGCUCCCAUUCCCAACUCGACCGCUGGGCAGAUCCUGCGCACCUCCGACACGGCCACACAGCCCUACCCUACCUACCAGGCCAUCUCGUCUCCUGCCUCGUCACGAUCUCGUGGAGACUGGGGCUUGAAGCGCCCUCUUCCCGACAGAGCCAUUCCCAAGAACACUCCCCACCUCCGUAUCAAGGCUAUCGACACUCUCGAGCACAUCACCGACUUCGAAUCCGCCGCCGAUCACACCCAGUCGCUAGCAAAAUGGCAGGACAUGAACAUCCCUCUCUCCCUGCCACCCAACGCUCGCACUGGCAUUGUCUCCACAUCCUACAAGUCACGUCCCAGCGCUUUUACAAACGACUAUGACAACACUACUCUGCAACCUCACGGAUCCGAAGAAACCACCUUUACCGCCGAGCGUGCUCUUCGCGAGAGAAACCGCCAAUCGACUACCUUGGCACGAUGGAAGACCCAGGGCCCUCACCUUACCAGCUUGACCGAGGAGGAGUUUGACCGUUACCUCAUGAACCUUGUCCGCCAGCACAAGUCCGAGUUCCGCAAGUUCCUCGAGGCUGUCAAGUUGGACAAGAAGCGCAAGCACCAAGAAGCUCUGAUGCGCGAUCACGCAGACCCCAACACGUUCGAAAUCGAACUGCAACUCAGGAGUCGCAUGGAAAAGGGCGAGCUCGACGAGUGGAUCAAGGAGCUGCGCGACAACCACCACGAUUUGAGCUCUGAGCUGUCAACCUUGGUCCGCGAAUUCUUUGACUUGCCCGCCUUCCCCUCUGCUUCUGCCAGACAGAACAACACCAACGCGCUCGCUAAUGAGAUUGCCGUCAGGACAAGGAAUGACGCUGGACCACCGUCAACCCACCCCUCAGCUGGUCUCUCGUACUUGCUCACCAGCGCCAUCGUCAACAACCAUCCCAAGUACGGCCCUCAAAGUGAUCGCGAACCUGUCGAGGCUCGUGUUCUACGGACAAAGGAGGGCAACCGCAGCAGAGACACCAAGGCUGAUGUUGGCCUCGGUGGUUUCGUUACAUCGAUCCAGCCUGGAUCAAUCCCUGGCCAGAGCCGUUUCAAGGAUACUGGUAGAGGACAGAGGGAAACUCCUGGACCUCUGCACCGCCUUGACCUGUCUCUUACAGGUGGCAACAAGGUUUGGCUGCAACCAAGAUCUGCCUAUGUCGACGAGGCAGGUCGUAUCAGACUGGAUGUUGGCGAGGCCAGCUCGCAGCAAGUGGACAUCAAGUUGGGCAAGGAGAUUAAAGAGGAACAGACACCUUACUCAAGUAUUCCUGGCAACCAGAUGCAGCGUCUCGACAGUGGACACUUCAGACCGGCAAGAUAUGGCACUGCCUUGCCAGAUGAGAGACUGCGCCAACAGCGUCCCCAGCCUUUUGAGCGCAACAACACCGACUACAAGUCUGGCUUGGAGCAGAUUGAGGCAUUGGCCAAGGGUACCAAGCAGCAAUGA
This is a messenger RNA of Aureobasidium melanogenum CBS 110374, 1548 nucleotides long. RefSeq lists its product as uncharacterized. Gene Ontology annotation, cellular component: mitochondrial small ribosomal subunit. The record is from RefSeq and is a predicted model, not a curated record. Gene Ontology annotation, molecular function: structural constituent of ribosome. Gene Ontology annotation, biological process: mitochondrial translational initiation. Lineage: Eukaryota; Fungi; Ascomycota; Dothideomycetes; Dothideales; Saccotheciaceae. The transcript has a single exon. The coding region runs from base 1 to 1548 and encodes 515 amino acids.